Messenger RNA from Acipenser ruthenus (sterlet), 3220 nucleotides. Its product is annotated as dystrophin-related protein 2-like. Gene Ontology annotation, biological process: synaptic signaling. Bases 468 to 3098 code for a protein of 876 amino acids. Gene Ontology annotation, molecular function: zinc ion binding; protein binding. The record is from RefSeq and is a predicted model, not a curated record. NCBI's taxonomy places the organism in Eukaryota, Metazoa, Chordata, Actinopteri, Acipenseriformes, Acipenseridae. The transcript is spliced from 24 exons. Gene Ontology annotation, cellular component: plasma membrane.
GGCUUUGAAUGGUUUUAAACGAUAUGAAUAUCUGUCUAGUUUUCUCAUCAUACCACCUUAUAUUGCUCUCUGAUGUCAGCGCUGGCAACAUUAGCUUGCCUUUGCCUCCCUCCCCUGCCGAAGCUCUGCCGUUUAAAAAUGUGCAUCUUUAUUUGAGCCCGUCUGUUUGCACUUUCAUUCAUUUGCUGUGCACAUUCAAUGGAUUUUAGGGAGGCAAGAUCGUCGAAGGCUGUGUAAGGAAGCAGGCGCCACUGCUGAUCGGAUAACAAGGUAAUGAUCUGGGACUUCAGAACUCAUCAUCACACUGGUCACAGAAGACUGAUUCUAUUAGGGACUAGUCAGGGGACGGCUGGGAGGCUGUUGUUCCCAGGAUGACAGCUGCCGCUGUGGGAGCGGAGCGAGGUCCCUGAAGGACAGGAACCGAGCAGAGAGAAAGCGGAGAGCCCCGGCGGGACCCACUCGCCAAGAUGAACCUCUGCUGGAGCGAAAUCAAGCGCAAAUCCCACAGCAUCAGGGCUCGUCUGGAAGCUUUCUCUGAUAGCAGUGGGAAGCUCCAGCUGUCCCUCCAGGAGAUCAUUGACUGGCUCACUCUGAAGGAUGAGGAGCUGUCUGAGCAGCUGCCUAUAGGGGGCGAUGUUGGGGCUGUGCAGCACCAGAGAGAUUUUCACAUGGCGUUCAUGGAAGAUAUAAAGUCCAGAGGCCCCUUCAUAUACUCUGUCCUUGAGUCGGCCCAGGAUUUCCUUUCCCAGCAUCCCUUCGUAGAGCCAGAGGAGACACUUCCUGACAGCAAAGAUGUGUCGCCCCGACGGCGGAUCCAGAACGCCAGCCGCUCGGUGUGGAAGCAGGCGAACGUGGCGAGCGACCUGUGGGAGAAGCUGACAGCGCGCUGCCUCGACCGCCACCGGCACAUUGAGCUCACGCUGGAGAGGCUGCUGGAGCUGCAGGCUGCCAUGGAGGAGCUGGCCGGGGCGCUGGACCAGGGGGAGGGGGUGCGGGGGUCCUGGGAGCCUGUCGGUGACCUCUUCAUCGACUCCCUGCAGGACCACAUCGACGCCACCAAGCUGUUUAAGGAGGAGCUGACUCAGGUGAAGGAAGGCAUGAAGCACAUCAAUGACCUCGCUCAUCAGCUGGCCAUCGCCGACGUGCACCUGUCAGUGGACAACGCCCGCGCCCUGGAGCAGCUCAACACCGGGUGGAAACAGCUGCAGGGCUCCAUUGAUGAGAGGCUGAAACAGCUUCAAGAUGCCCACAGAGAUUUUGGACCAGGAUCUCAGCACUUUCUCUCCAGUUCAGUGCAGGUUCCCUGGGAACGAUCCAUUUCCCACAACAAAGUGCCCUACUACAUCAACCACCAGACUCAGACUACCUGCUGGGACCACCCUAAAAUGACAGAGCUGUACCAGGCCCUUGCGGAUCUGAAUAACAUCAAAUUCUCCGCGUACAGGACUGCCAUGAAACUGCGGAGGGUGCAGAAAACACUGCGCUUGGACCUGAUGACCUUGAGCAGCACCUCGGAGGUGUUCCGGGAACACGACCUGCAGCAGAGCGAUCGCCUGCUGGACGUGGUGGAGGUCAUUCACUGCCUGACCAGCCUGUACGAGCGGCUGGAGGAGGAGCGGGGGAUCCUGGUCAACAUCCCGCUCAGCGUGGACAUGUGUCUCAACUGGGUGCUCAACGUCUACGACAGUGGUCGCAAUGGGAAGGUGCGAGUUUUGUCUUUCAAGACAGGACUUGUCUGUCUUUGUAACUCCAAUGUGCAGGAGAAAUAUAAAUAUCUCUUCAAGCAGGUGGCUGGUCCUGGGGGUGGGUGUGACCAGCGGCAGCUUAGCCUCCUCCUCCACGAGGCCAUCCAGAUCCCCCGGCAGCUGGGCGAGGUGGCGGCCUUCGGGGGCAGCAACGUGGAGCCCAGCAUUCGCAGCUGCUUCCGCGUGGCAGCUGGAAAGCCUGCUCUGGAGGUCUCACACUUCCUGGAGUGGAUGAGUCUGGAGCCGCAGUCCAUGGUGUGGCUCCCAGUGCUGCACCGUGUGGCCGUCGCUGAGUCUGCCAAGCACCAGGCCAAGUGCUCCGUCUGCAAGCAGUGUCCAAUCAGGGGCUUCAGGUACCGCAGUCUGAAGCAGUUUAACGUGGACAUCUGUCAGACCUGCUUCCUCACAGGAAGAACCUCCAAAGGCAAAAAACUGCACUACCCCAUUAUGGAGUACUACACCCCAACAACCUCUGGAGAGAACAUGCGUGACUUCGCCAAGACUCUGAAGAACAAGUUCCGGUCCAAGCAGUACUUCAGCAAGCACCCUCAGAGAGGGUACCUCCCGGUGCAGUCUGUGCUGGAGGCUGAGAGCAGUGAAACCCCCAGCUCCUCGCCAAGGCUGCCCCAUGCAGACACCCACUCCAGGAUCGAACACUUCGCCAGCAGGCUUGCAGAGAUGGAAAAUCAGAACUGCUCCUUCUUUACAGACAGCCUGUCUCCUGAUGAGAGCCUCGACGAGGACCAGUACCUGCUGCGGCACUCGAGCCCCACCCUGGAGCAGGACUCACUCACAGGGCAGCAGUUCGGAGCCGGGCACCUCCUGGGCAACUUCAACUGUGAGGACAAGGAUGAGCUGGAGAGGAUCCUGGCCCGUCUGGAGAACGAGAACAGGAUCCUGCAGGGGGAGUACCGACGGUUGAAGUGGCAGCAUGAGGAGGCGGCUGCCUCUCCUCAGCUGGCUGAGGGGGCUCCUGGCUCCCCGAUGGGUCUCUGUGACGACGAGCUGCUGGCUGAGGCCCGUAUCCUGAGGCAGCACAAGAGCCGCCUGGAGACGCGCAUGCAGAUCCUGGAGGACCACAACAAACAGCUGGAAUCCCAGCUGAACCGGCUCCGAGAGCUGCUGCUGCAGCCUAAAGAGGAAUCCGAAGCGAAUGAAUCAGCAGCGUCCUCAGUCUCCUCUUCACAGCAGUCCAGGGACAGCCAGAGGGAGGAUCAGUCCAGGGAGACCCCAGAUACAGAGGUCGCAGAUGACGGCCAGGAGCCCCAGGACUCAGUCAUGCGACUGGAGGAGGUGAUUGAACAGCUGAGGAACGUAUUCCCUCCGGACAGUGGUACAACAUCGCUUAUCUAAAGAGCAGCUGUGUCCUGCCUGCUCAGCUUCUAUUUAACUGGGAUCCAGUUCAGAGUCAUCCUUAUCUACAAAACACAGCUCCCACCAAGAGUCAUCCUUAUCUACAAAACACAGCUCCCACC